AUGUUAAUUGGACAAUGGGAGAGUGGUCUAAGAGUGAAGUUCAGCGUUGGGCUACGCCCUGGCACGGACUUCUUCUUCCCGAUCCCGCGCACGCUGGAGGCGGCGGAAUCCGAAGGCUGGAGUGCGGUGGCUCGGCCCACGGGACCACUGCCCAGCCUCACCAUGUACUGCCCCGACGACAGGGUUGUGUGCGCGCUGUUCGACGACGACGGCAAUGUUGCCGGCUUGCAAAUCUCCAUGUCCAAGGACGAUAUUUCUGGUUCCGCGCUGGACUGGAUUACACAAGGGUUCACCGAAUGGACCGCGACCACGGCAGCUGGAGAGACUAAAGAAUUCUGGUCUAUCCAACAAUACUUCGUGUCAGACGCGACCCUGAACAUGAGCAAGGAGGAUCGCAUCCGUGCUUUCGAGCGGUCCUUGAUGCGCGAAGGAGCCGUUUGGGUCUCUGGCUUCAACGGCGAGUUGAUGAAGAUCUCUAACAAGGCUGAUGACAUCGCUGACAGCGUGUUCACACGCCAAGCAUGCAUCCCUUGGAUGGGCCGUCACUACUACUACAACAUGACGUCGGAGACCACCUGCACGGCAGACACCCUACUACCUUGGUUCCCGAUUGUGCACUCCGAUGAGCUCAUCGCCAUGGGCCUGAUCAUGCACGGCCAGAAUUCGGCUAAGGACGGCGGAAGGGACUGGUACGAGAGGCCAAGCAAAAUUGCCGUUCAGGCUAUCGUCCCCGACGGCCCUGAAUGCCUUUAUAACAUGGCUUCCACUCCCGGCAUUGUCACCAUGCACAUAUACUACGUCGAAAAACCGUGGUUCAUCGGUUGCUUGACGAAC
Iphiclides podalirius (scarce swallowtail) is the source of this 834-nucleotide messenger RNA. The record is from the annotation of a GenBank genome assembly. NCBI's taxonomy places the organism in Eukaryota, Metazoa, Arthropoda, Insecta, Lepidoptera, Papilionidae.